Messenger RNA from Cavia porcellus (domestic guinea pig), 1685 nucleotides. RefSeq names its product SYF2 pre-mRNA splicing factor (gene Syf2). The transcript is spliced from 7 exons. Lineage: Eukaryota; Metazoa; Chordata; Mammalia; Rodentia; Caviidae. The coding region runs from base 123 to 857 and encodes 244 amino acids. Gene Ontology annotation, cellular component: post-mRNA release spliceosomal complex; Prp19 complex; catalytic step 2 spliceosome. The record is from RefSeq and is a predicted model, not a curated record.
UAAGGCUGACCGGAAGGGGCGGGGUUUGUAGCCACUUACUUGGUAUACUUGGCAGGGCCGCCUGCAGGCAGACAGACGGAAAUGUUCUGCGUUGUUGCCGGAAGUAGGAAGCUGGGGCUCUAAUGGCGGCUGCGACAGAAGUCGAGACUGCUCAGGUGGGCAUCGCAGAGGAGGGGUCCUGCACGGCGGCGAAGGAACUCGCUUCUCAGAAGCGCGAACAGAGACUGCGAAAAUUCCGGGAGCUGCAUCUGAAGCGGAAUGAAGCUCGUAAAUUAAAUCACCAGGAGGUUGUGGAAGAAGAUAAAAGACUUAAGUUACCUGAAAAUUGGGAAGCCAGAAAAGCUCGAUUGGAAUGGGAGCUACAGGAAGAAGAAAAGAAAAAGGAAUGUGCAGCCAGAGGGGAAGACUACGAGAAAGUGAAGUUGCUGGAGAUUAGUGCAGAAGAUGCAGAAAGAUGGGAGAGGAAAAAGAAGAGGAAAAACCCUGAUCUUGGGUUUUCAGAUUAUGCUGCUGCCCAGUUACGCCAGUAUCACCGGCUGACCAAGCAGAUCAAACCUGACAUGGAAACAUAUGAGAGACUGAGAGAAAAACAUGGAGAAGAGUUUUUCCCAACAUCCAACAGUCUUCUUCAUGGGACACAUGUGCCUUCCACAGAGGAAAUUGAUAGAAUGGUCAUAGAUCUGGAAAAACAAAUUGAAAAACGAGACAAGUAUAGCCGCAGACGUCCUUACAAUGACGAUGCAGACAUUGACUACAUUAACGAGAGAAAUGCCAAAUUCAACAAGAAAGCCGAAAGGUUCUACGGGAAGUACACGGCUGAAAUUAAACAGAACUUGGAAAGAGGAACAGCUGUUUAAUUCUUGUUUCUAGAAGCUGAAGAAUGGAGUGGAAAUUUCUGCUCGCAAAUUGAAGCUUUCUUUUAUCAGUGACCCAGAACGUAGUCUAUGCCUUCCUGUUCAGCAUUUUGGAAUAAUAAAUGUUUUUUCUUAAAAGUGUACUUCUGUGUAUAUUGCCACAGUUUUGUGCUAGAAUAAAAGACCUAUUUCUUGUAGCAAAAUUGUUUUGUAACACCUAAUUUGUAUAAGUCCUGACUAUAUUAUUUUUCUAUGUAUUUUAAGUGUGUAUAAUUGUUUAAUCUUUGAGACAUUUUGGGCUCAACAUUGCCAGCAGUGCACAGAAACACAGUCAUUAUUGCUUUGAAUAUUGUUUAUGGGUUUCACAGAGUCUUGAGCUGGCUCUGGAUCCGUUGGGGUCAGGACUGAAGGUGGCAGUGGCCCUGGGAGUUGCCAGUAGUGGAUCCUGCACAGGACCAAGUGUGGGGAGCAGCGGGACCAGCCUCACUGAGUGUCUACCAUGGGCACUUCUUUUUAAGCGAGCAAUAAAGUGCUUUGGAGUAGAGUCUGCACUAAUUAUUAAGACAGAGGCUGGGGGUGUAACUCAGUGGUGGAGCGCUUUUCCCCGGACAGAGUCCCUACCCCUGGGAAAUACAUCUAUGUGUGUAUUAGUGAAUCCUAUAUACCUAGUUCCCGUGUUCUGUGUCAACUCAUGGUCACUUGUUUCAUCUUUAUUUCUACCCACUUUGUCUAAAAUUGCUGUUACUUUGAAGCAAAUACUAGAUGUACAAUUUUAUAUAUAAAUAGUUCAGUAUGUAUCUCUGAAAAGAACUAUUAAAACACUUAAAACUA